AAUUAUACUAAGAGUAUCAUUAACGAUAAAGAAUUUGAAUUGUUUAGAAAGUGUUUACCGGCCAAACAAAAAGAGCUGAGGAAAGCAGUCCGAGGCAACAAGGACAAAGCUGCUGUGGCUAUCACGGACGAGGAAGUCGAUAUACUUUACGAAAACAAUUUACUUGGAGUUUCCUCUGCUGAAUCAUUGUUGAAUACUGUUUGGCUGAACAACACCAUUCAUUUUGGAAUGCGUGGUUGUCAAGAGCAUAGGGAUUUGUGCUGGGGAGAUGUAAAGCUUUGUAAGGACGCACAAGGUAACGAAUAUCUAGUUUACAAUGAAAGACAGACAAAAAAAAGGUCUGGAGUAGACGCAUCAAACUUUCGAAAAGUUUCCCCGAAAAUGUUUUCAACUGGUGAUGAACGAGAUCCUGUCGUGGCGUACAAAAUUUACCGUGAAAAGCGACCGGAAAACAUGAUGGCUCACGAUUCGCCAUUCUACUUGGGAAUAAACCACACGAAAACAGACGGCUCCAAAAAACACUGGUUUAAGUCGGCACCUAUGGGUGUAAAUAAAUUAAACACUUUGAUGAAAACAAUGGCUUCAAAAGCAAACAUCAACAACGAGCGACUCACGAACCAUAGUGCUCGUAAACACAUGAUUCAAAAACUUAAUGACAGUGAAAUUCCGCCAACGCAUAUAAUGCAGUUAAGUCGGCACAAGAACGUGCAAAGCAUAACAAACUAUAGUAGCUUGAACCUAAAUCAACAAAAAGACAUAUCGGGCAUCUUAAGCCGAGCAUCGUCGCAAACAAAAGUAACUACUGCAACUAACGAAACUGCUGCUGCGAGCACU
Porites lobata is the source of this 834-nucleotide messenger RNA. Lineage: Eukaryota; Metazoa; Cnidaria; Anthozoa; Scleractinia; Poritidae. The record is from the annotation of a GenBank genome assembly.